AAGAAGAAGAAGACAACCCACUGCGCGGGCCCAGUUGUUGUGUCCAUGAGUUGGACCCGUUGUUGAGAUUUACCAGCGGAGAACUACGUCGUGUAAACGAGAUGUAUUAGAUUAACACGCAGCUGGAGUUUAAGUCUUCAUGAAACAGUCUUCAGUUCGGCUCGUGUGAAGUACAACUCAGACCAACUGUGUCCCUGUUACUGGAGACGUCUUCCUCGACAGAGACUGCGGAUGGAGAUGGACGCCCUGUUGUUCGGUGGUUAACGUUGUGACAGAAGCUCACUGACAAAAACAGGAGAAUACCUUGAAUGCACCGUGUGGACCUGUCUCCGUUCUCCGUGAGUCCGGCUGCCGGCCUGCUGGCCCGGUGCGUCUCCAGAGGAGUUUUAUCUCAGGAGGAAAUAGACUCCGCCUCCUCCAGCCUAAGCCCCGCCUUCUCCGCUCACCUGCAGGAGGCUGAACAACGAAUCAGAACGCAGAGACAGCUGGACCAGCUGCAGCUGGAGGUGGAGCUGCUGCAGAGAGAGAAGAAGAACGCCGACGUGGUGCACACUUACUACCUCACCCGGCGGUUCCAGAUGCUCCAGGUGUUGUGCGGUCACCUGCAGGACGUCCUGAAGGACCAGACCGGUCUGAGACAGAGGCUGAUGAAGCCGCUGGGACGCACACACCUGCCGGUCCCAGCACACCUGCACAGGUAGCCACACAACAUGUAACACACACCUGGAACUACGGCCUUCCUCCGCUGCUUUUAUUUUGG
Messenger RNA from Etheostoma spectabile (orangethroat darter), 760 nucleotides. It is a transcript of the gene haus2, whose product is annotated as HAUS augmin like complex subunit 2. Gene Ontology annotation, biological process: microtubule nucleation; spindle assembly; centrosome cycle. Gene Ontology annotation, cellular component: HAUS complex; centrosome; mitotic spindle microtubule. The record is from RefSeq and is a predicted model, not a curated record. The coding region runs from base 309 to 701 and encodes 130 amino acids. Lineage: Eukaryota; Metazoa; Chordata; Actinopteri; Perciformes; Percidae. The transcript has 6 exons.